This is a messenger RNA of Fundulus heteroclitus (mummichog), 4671 nucleotides long. It is a transcript of the gene plekhh3, whose product is annotated as pleckstrin homology, MyTH4 and FERM domain containing H3. Lineage: Eukaryota; Metazoa; Chordata; Actinopteri; Cyprinodontiformes; Fundulidae. Gene Ontology annotation, cellular component: cytoskeleton. The record is from RefSeq and is a predicted model, not a curated record. The transcript is spliced from 13 exons. The coding region runs from base 499 to 2853 and encodes 784 amino acids. Gene Ontology annotation, biological process: signal transduction.
CGCUUUUGUUCAAACUCUGAAGUCAGCCUGUGUGUGGAGCAGAGGAACACAUUCACCAGACUGAACUGAUGUGCGUAGAAGAUGCUAAGGAAGACGUCGUAGUUUAAAUUUACAGCAGCAGCAGCGGCGGAGGAGGAUAUUAAUCUGGCUUUCCUUUUUGUUUCGCUUCGGAUUUAUGAAGUUUUUUUUAAAGAGUCGCCUUGGAUAAAGCAGCUGGAAAGAAGGUGGAAGGCUUCCCAUGAAUCACUUCCCUGUUGGACUAUGACUGCUAAAAUAUACGGACUCUAAAUAUAUAUAUGUUUUUACAUUUUUAUUAGUUGGAUUUUGCUAACCAAGAAGGGGGAGGACAGGCUUAUAUGCUUCCCCUCGCCUUCAUCCCUGGAUCUCUAUGGGGAGCGCACGCCGCCAGCUCUCACGCAACCUCUGGAGUCACUUGCGGCGUGAACGUUGAAUCCACCGACCUGGAGAGCAGAAAACGACACGCUUAACCGCAUUUGAAUGCCUGUGCCAGGAGUUAGCUGGUUUUUGUGCUGCAGGCAGGACUUCAGUUUGCUGGGACGGAACUAUGGGGAGAAAGAGGAGGAAGAGUGCUUUGAGUUGCGCAACAAGGAGGACUUGGCUCCCAAUGGACGGACUCCAACUGAGGUGAUCAGUUCUCAGCCUACUUGUGCAGCCAAUGGAACAAAUGGGCACGCUGUCUCCCAGUCACCUGUAAAAAUGAAGAAACCAACCAACGAGGAGAAUGGCAUGGGGGUGGAUGAAGAACCAGACCUGAUAGUAAAAGGUUGGCUGUUACGGGAGGUUGGUGGCAGCUGGAUAAAGCACCGUCGGUACUGGUUUGUGCUGACCCACGAUUCCCUCGACUACUACACCGGGCCGGAGAAAGGUGCUCGGAGACUGGGCACCCUGGUCCUCACCAGUCUCUGCUCCGUCAUUUGGCCAGACAAGCAGACGUACAAAGAAGCAGGUUACUGGAGCAUUACUGUUUAUGGACGGAAGCACUGCCACAGGCUGUACACCAAGCACUUCAAUGAAGCUGUGCACUGGGCCUGCGCUAUCCAGAAAAUCAUCGACACCAAAUCCCCGGUGGAAACGCCGACACUGCUUUUGAUACGAGACAUCGAGGAGAAUAAGUUCAAUCCGGAGGUGGUGGAGCACAUCUACCAGCACAAUGCCAUCCUCAAAUACACCCAGGGCCCCCUGUAUGCUCCUCUGCUUCCUUUCCCUUACGGCAAUUUGGAGCACACAUACCACAAUGGGAAGGGCUACGGCUCGAUGCGCGAAGAGGCCGUGCGGCUCUUCAACUGCCUGCAGCAGCUGGAGUCGGCGCGGGAGCCGGUUCCCAUCAUCCAGGGCGUGCUGCAGACCUGCCUGGACCUGCGGCCCCUCCGUGACGAGGUCUACUGUCAGCUUGUGAAGCAGACCAGCCACACGCCUUCCCCGAACACCGCCGCGCACCUCCGCUACUGGCAGCUCCUCACCUGCAUGAGCUGCACCUUCCUGCCGGGCUACAAUGUGCUCAAAUACCUGCGCUUCCACCUCAAGAGAAUUCAGAGCCAAACUCCUGAAUCUGAGAUGGAUAACUAUGCGUCGUUCAUCAGCGAGGCCUUGGAAAAGACAAAAUGCCGCGAGUGUGUGCCGUCGUGGGAAGAGAUCCAGAUGCUGAUGAACCGACAGGAGAUGCUGUGCACCGUGCACUACCCCGGUACCGGAUCCUGCCAGCUCUACAUCAGCUCGCACACGACUGCCAAUGAGGUGGUCCGAAGGAUGCAAGAGAAGCUGGGCCUUCAAGACAGUAAAAAUACAUUUGCACUGUUUGAACAGAAUGCACUAUGGGAGCAGCCGGUUUCAGGGAACUCUCUGAUCGCGGACGUCCUGACCAGCUUCACCGCCAAAGAGUCGGAGUCUAAGUCCCAGUGGAAACUGUGUUUUAAGCUCUACUGCCUGUUGGACGCUGACAGCAUAUCAGUGGACAGCAUAGAGUAUUUAUUCCUCUUUGAGCAGUGCCAUGAGAUGGUGGUCCGUGGUCAGCUUCCAGCCCGCGAGGAGGACCUGGUGGCAUUGGCAGCCCUGAGGCUUCAGAGCCUCGUCGGCGACUACAGCACACACGCCCCUUUCCCCCCUCUGGACGAACUCUUCCCCGGUCACAUGCUCGAAACGCGGGUUCUCAUGUCCCUCUCUGCCCCGCAAGCAGCCCCGCCCUGUCAGGUGGAGGCUCAGGACUGUCCCGCCACGCAGCGCUUCCCCACGGGUCUCCUGGCUGGGACGCUGUGGAGCCACUCGGCUACGGUGGCGCAUAAACAGAAGAUGGAGAACGACAAGCGCCUGCUCAGUCGACUGAAGGAGGAGGCCGCGGCCGUCACGGCAGCCAUCUUGGACCGUUGGAAAGGUCUGGCCGGCUACAGUGGCAGGGACAGUAUGGCUGCUUACCUCACAAUUGCGCGCCAGUGGUCGGGCUUUGGAUGCACUCUUUAUGAAGUGGACUUUUAUAUAAGUUCAACAGGGAAUUUCUCCGAGAAGUUGUGGCUGGGUGUAGCUGCCACAUCCGUGUCCAUCUACAAGCAGGGAGAGUCAGAGGCGUUGGAGUCGUUUCCUUAUGGCCAGAUCUGCUCCUACGGCGUAUCUGACAGCAACACCUUCAAGAUCACAGCUGGGGAUCGGGAUCUAAUAUUCGAAACCACCAAGCUGACUGAGAUCAUGCAGCUGAUGAACGCCUAUUUCAAUGCCAUCCAUCGCCAGCGAGGUAAAGGAGAAGAUCCGGACACCAUCACCUUCACAGAGAGCACAGAUGUGAGCUUCCAUCACAUGGCCUCGACGCCCACGCUUCUGGAGCUGCCGUCUCACCCCGUUUAAGAGGAACUCUUACCUACAUUACCCCCCCCCCAUCCCCUCCCCUCCACCGUCCUAUUUCCCUGGCGAGGCUCAGGCCCGGUCCUGAAGAUCCUUGGCCUCCUCCACUGGGAAUGGUGCUGGAGCCAAUACAAAGAGAGGGCUGUUUUUCCCCUCCCCAUCUAUGAAAAUAAACCUUCCCCGAGUUUUCCAGUUGAGGCUGGUCUUAGAAUUAAAAUCGUGGGACAGCGCAAGGGAAGGCAGGAGGGCCUGGAAACGCACAGAAAAACCAGCGCCGUUACUGAUGAGGUGUCGCGCACGCCCCCACCCUUUCCCACAAUGCAUCAAUCUUUGUUAGUCUAAUUGGCCACGAGCCCGACCCCAGCCGCACCGCACCCUGCUCGGGCGAGAAGUUGGCGUGGGCCUUACUACCAACCGCAAACAUUAAGAACGAAGAUUUCAACGAUCAUAAGCUGCGGAGCUGCCCCUCAUAAAAGCUCCAAGCUCAGAGUAAAAAAAAACACUACCCUCUCCCCUCGCUGUGCGCCAUAUUGGAUUUGCCUUUCCUAGAAGGCGGACGUCCCUCGUGCUCUGCUGGAACAGUAUUGAGAACAUUCAGUGACACACACACACACACACCCACCCUGACUCUCCCCGGCCCCUUCAUCAGUCAGUCAGUUUUCAUAAGAUCCCGGCUGGGCUUCAAUUACCUGGAACUGUCGAUGCAGCGAGGCCAUGUGAACUUGGAACUGGAAGCAGAUGUUGGAACUCUGCGGCUGAGUCACUUUGGCUGCUAGGACUGCACAGCCUCCUGCCAGGGUGUCAAUCUGAUCACGGAGAAAAAAAACAAAAAAAACAAUUUCAUUCAUGGCACAUUGAGGAUCCAGGGCUGUACGCGUUAUAAAGAAAUCAAAGCAUUUUCCAGCUGUUUUCAACACGUUUGCCGCCAAAUACUCUGAUCCACCCCCGUUGUCGUGCUGCUCGUUGUCCCGGGCGUGAAACCUGGAGAGCACCCGACCCGGUGCAGCACUCUUCUGCUGAAGAUAACAACAGGUGCUUCUUUAUUUAACGGAAGGAACGUCCCGAAGCUUCAUCGCCUCGCCGUUAACACGCAGUGCCCCACGAGUUGCCUGGCAUGCAAGAAAAGAAACAUUUCUAAUGUGGACGCUUUUGCAUUAUUUAUGCAGACUUUUUUUCUUUUCUUUUUUUUAACUCUUUGUCUUAAAUGUAGAUCCAGACUUAUUUUUACAUUAAGUUUGCUCUAAGUGACCAGGGCCAUUGGUUUGUUGGUUCUAAUCCUCUCUAGCUCCUGUUUUCCUCCCUGAAAAGCCAAACUUGGACCAAAGACUAGUUUUCGUUUUUAUAUAUAUAUAUAUAAGCUUUUAGAAAAAGAAGCCAACAAAUCCAGUCAGAAUCCCUAACCGUACUUAAAUGUUUUGUCUUCCAAGAUCAAUAUCUAAGAGUCAGUUGUAUAUUUUUGGUAAGGAUGAUCCUAAAGUGAUAUCUGCUACACACUCUAGAAAAUAACCAGUUUGAACACUUUUGUUUCUAUGCCAUGAAAGGCCUUGACAAGUCAUUGCCCUCUCCCUGGUUCAGAAGCAGGUCUUUAGCUUUUUUUUCCCACUGCAGCUGCAGGCAGCUCCAUACUAGAUAUGUAAAAAAAAAACCAACAAAACAAAAAAAAGACGGCAGAUGUCCUUGCUUAGUAUUAAGCUUGUCUGUAAGCUGCAUGGUACCUUUUUAUGUAAUGUGUAUAUUUAAUUGCACUAUUUUUAACUAACUUGGGAGUGCAAUAAAAAAAACUAUAAAUACUGUAAUUAAUAAAACAAAACACAAAUUUUA